Messenger RNA from Acanthosepion pharaonis, 717 nucleotides. Lineage: Eukaryota; Metazoa; Mollusca; Cephalopoda; Sepiida; Sepiidae. The record is from the annotation of a GenBank genome assembly.
AUGAGGCUGUGUCAGUGUCGUUGUUGUCGUAGCGAUUCUGAAAUUUCUGUGCACUACAAGGAACUCGGGUAUCGUAAGGAAGAAGGAAGAAACAAUACUCUCUCUCUCUCUCUUUUCUCUCUCUCUCACUUUCUCUCUUUCUCUUUCUUUCUUUUUCUCUCUCUCUCUCUCUCUCUCUCUCUCUCCUACCGUUUCUGCAGUAUAUUACAACAGGAGGGAACCUCAAUCGGACUAUUUUCUUCCUUAUUUCUUAUUUUCACCUCCAAAUCAUUAACACUUAAACUCAUCUAUCUAUCUAUCUAUCUAUCUAUCUAUCUAUCUUAUCUGUUCAUUAUCUAUCUAUCUAUCUAUCUAUGUAAGGCUGUUCAUUAUCUGUCUAUCUAUCUCGGUUUGUUCCUAUUUCCUUAUCUAUCUGUCUCGGUUUGUUCAUCUCUCUCUCUCUAUCUAUCUAUCUAUCUAUCUAUCUAUCUAUCUUCUGUUUAUAUUUCUCCGCCUGUUCAUAUCUAUUUCUCUCUCUCUCUCUCUCUAAGUCUGUUCAUCUCUCUUUCUUUCUUUAUUUAUCUAUCUAUCUAUCUAUCUAUCUAUUUAUCUAAUGCUCCUCGCUUAAACGAAUCAGCGUGCUGUCCUUCUCUUUAUAGCAUCACCACCUUCUUUUCUGUCACUCACUCAAUAAUACUUACCACUUCUCUUUCACUCUCUACUAAUAUUACUCUCUAG